ACACGAGAACUAAAAACCUAGUACUGCACGGUGUACUUCACCACUUGCACUUGCUCAACAAAAUAGUGCUCCUAUUUUCACUAUACAUAUAUACAUAAACGAUUUUGAGAUAUGUUUUCGCGAGGACUCACCCUUAUAUUUCUCGCGACAAAAAUCAGAAGUAAAAAUCCAGUGUGCUAACAGUGUUUAUUUUUCUUCAUUUUCUAUUAGAAAAAAUAUAAAGCAAUUUUAAAAAUAUCAAUUAAUUGCCAGCUCGUCAUCAUCCAAAAAGGAAGAAAGUUCCACACACGAAUCGUAACUUGAAGAGAUCGAUUACCAUGGGGCGGAUUAAAUAUAAUAAUCAUGAAAAUGACAUGUGAAUAUUAUGAUUCUAAUCAUGAAAUAAAUUUCAUUUUUUUAUCGAUUUUACCUAUUCCUAAAGGCACUAAGUGAAAAUUUCGACUUGAGAAUCGAAAAAAAAAUGUUAUUAUAAUUGUGAAAUGUGAGGCUUGGAAAUUUCAUUGUCAAGAGUAGUAAAAAGGGCGCGGAGAAGUUACCAUAAAAAAAGAUCUAGCUUAAUUAUCAUGGCAUUGGUAAUGUUGCCUUGUGACCUGCCAUGGUGGUCAGCAGUGAUAAAACAAUUGGACAAGGCAGCGAAUGCGAGAAAUACGGAAGAUCUCUUAGAUACAAUGCUAAGGUUACACGAUAUGUGCAACAUCAGUCUCGACCCUGAUGAGGAUAAUCACGAUUCCGAUUUAUUUAUCGCAUUUGGACGAUUUUUAGAGGAAGAUCUUACUCCCGCGGAACGAAAACAAGUGUUUUCGAAAACAAUACCAAAAAUCGUUGAAAGAGCAAAAGCUCUAAGACCUUGUAAACCACCAUUGGGUUUGCAUUUUAGUUUACAACAGCAAGGUGACACUGUAGAUUAUAAUUAUGGAUUUGUAUCAUCAUUAAUAGCAAAUGCUUUUUUCUCCACUUAUCCAAAACGAACAGCAAAAACUCAUCCCACACUUAGGGAUUUCAAUUUUACACAUUUUUUCCGGAAUUUACAUCUAAACUCCCAGAAAGCUAAGUUACGAUGUAUAUUCAAUUAUUUCGAUUACCUUGACAUGGAAAAUGCAUUAGAUGGAAAAAUCACUAUAUCGAGACAGGUAAUGACGUCCAAGCAAUGGUUAACAAUUGAAGACUGGCUAGAGAGUAGUGUCCCACUUUGCCCAUUAUCCAUUCGUCAUGAAGGACGUUUGGAUCGAAUAGAAUCAGAAACAAAAGUUUUACACGUUUGUUUUGCAAGUUCAAGAUUAGGUGGAGGAGUUUUAGAAGAACAAUUCUCACAAGAAACAAUAUAUUUAUGCACACAUCCUGAACUUCUUUCUGCAAUUUUAUCAGUUGAGGCCUUAGAAGACAACGAAGUUUUGAUAGUAGAAGGCGUGAGGCAUUUUUCACGAAUAAAAGAUCCCAAAAAUAGAGCUUCUUUUGAAGCUAUUUCACAACCAUGUACCGUGACAGUAUGCUGUAUGGAUGCGGAAGAUUAUUCUCAUCUUCCAGUUAGUCAAUUUGAAGAAGACAAUAUUUUACGAGAAAUGAAUAAAUCUCUUUUGGGAUUUCGACAAAGACAUAUUCCAAGUAGUCCUACGGAUCCAGUGCGUAGUGAAUCCGAUUCUGAAACAGGUUUAAGCGCCCGAAGAUUAUCACCAAUUGGAGAAAGUUUUAGUAGUACACCACCGGAAGUUGAUCAUGAAAUAAAACCACCAACUGAAAUUAAACCACCAACUGUAAAUAGUACUGGCAGUCAAACAAAUGACACAAUUUUCAAUGAAACUGAUGAGCGCACAAAGGAAAUUAGAACACGAGGGAAUGGAGCAUCGAAUCCUGGCGCAACAAAUGCAACACUAAAUUGUCCAAAUAGAAAAAAUCGUUUUAUAGUUUUAGGAUCGAGUGGAGAAAUUUUACCAGUGACACGAAAAUCUAUAGGUCAAAUGUCAGUCUACAGUAGUUGUAACAGUCAAAGUACUGACAGUUUUCACAGUGCUAAAGACACAAUCGACGAGGAAGCAGAAGAUGAUGAAAAUAAAUUAUUAAAACGCUACACUCACAUGGAUUCCCCAGAGAGAAAAGGAACAUUUGCUCAAAGACUUAAAGAAGCUUUAAAACGAGAAAGCUCGGCCACUUGCACAUCUUCCAAUAAUUCUUCCACCGAAAGUAGCUAUGCAGUUGGAAUUAGUGUCACCGGCAGCCACGUGGGAGAUCAAAACAUCAAACUCAGAAGAGGUGGAUCGAGAGGGUUUGUCCUGCGUGAUGAGACAGUAGAUGAGGAAUUUUUAAAAGAAUCCCUCGAAGCUGAACAAAAAUGGUUGGGAAGAUUUCGACAAUGUCAACCGGCAAUUUUUCAAAAAAAAGAAAGUAGCGCUAGUAGUAGAUAUAGUUUUAGCACCGAAUACAGUUCAGAUUUUUGCUCGGAACUGGAAGAAGUCUAUGAGCAAUUAUCAAAAUGGUUAGAGGAACCAGGAGAAAAUGAUGAGAAUCCAGAAAUGGAUGCGAGAGAUCAAGCCGUAGUAAGAUUUGCAGGUUCACUUCUCAAGAGAGCAUUGAGUGAAUCUUUUGCUGGUGUUCCUGUUCAAGAAGGUGAACCUCAGCCACUUAAUGAUUCCAAUGAUGCUCAUCGAAGACAUAAACUAGCAUUGGCUGUGAGAAGUUUGAGUUUAGAACUCGCUCGACAAAAAAACAGACGUCAACAAUCUGAUUUAGAUUUUGAAGAAGCAUCAUGUUACGAGGACGCACUAUGCGAGGAUUCAAAAGCAGAGGAAAAUUCUUCAACAAAAAGAAGAGAGAAAAUUUUGGCUAUAACAUUUACAUCACAAAUAUUCCAAACUUUAAUCGAUGAAGAAACAACAAUUUCUUUACCAUCAUCAAAACCGGACAUUAUUGAUGUUGAGACGAAUUCUGAUCUUUUAGAAUGUUUUGCAAGCUUCGUGGGAGAAAUCAAACGGAAUCUGAUAAAUGAUACAGCAUCAAAAAUGUUUCAGAUGCCGAGAGAAAAUAGUCCUCUUGGAGGUGGUUUAUUGCCAGUAGCUACAGGUAAUUGGGGAUGUGGAUCUCAUUUGAAAGGUGAUCCUCAAUUGAAACUUGUUAUUCAAUGGCUUGCUGCCUCUUUGGCGGGUGUUCCUAGAUUAAUAUACUACACUUCCUGUCACCCUAGUUUAUCAAAGUUGGACACAGUUAGUAGAGUGUUAAUGGAUAGGCAUUGGACUGUGGGAAAUUUGGCAGCAGCCACUUUGAGAUUUGCUAUUCAAACAAUUGAAGAAAGACUGGAAAGUAGAAAUAGUCUUUUUGAAGAUUUAAUUGGAAUGGAUAAACCGAGUCCUUAGCCCGAUACAAUGAUAUCCGUCAUGGUUGAUGUUCUUGCCUCAAUGAUAGAGGACAGCUUAUCAAUAUGUAUGGAUCAUGAAAUGUCUAUUUAAUCAAAUUGAAAAAGAAAAUAAUUGUCCUGCAAUCAACACUUUCUAUAAAUCGGUAAAUUAGCUAUAUCAAGAACUCGAGUUCUACUCAACAAAAAUACAGAAAAGUAUUUUUAAAAAUAAUACUCAAAAACACACAUAUUUAAAAAAAAGUGAAAAAUACCAAAAAGAUAUGAAAAAGUAUUUAAAUUAAAGGAAAAUUAAAAGAGAUUAAAAAAGUAUUUUAAAAAGUUUUUAAAAAAGAAGAAAAAAAUAAAGUUACUUUUCAAAAAUAUUGCAAAUAAAAAAUUGUUUUAAAUACGCAAAACAUAAUCCAGAUGAGCUGGGCACAAAAUAUAUUAAAAAAAAAGGAAAGCAACAGAACAUAAAACAUCUUUUCUAUUGCAUUUAAAUAGGCCGUGCUUGUGAUUGAAAAAAAUUAAUUAAAAAUAAAAUGCGCGGUAAUAAAUAGGUCAAAUAACUUUUUUCCAAAAUCAAAUCUCAAAGAAAAGUAGGUACAUUAAAUUAUUUGCAUUCAUUUUUUUAAAAUAAUAAUAAAAAUUAUUUUAAAUUAUGACAAAUAAUUAUGUUUUCUCAUUUGCAUUUUCUAUCGAAAAUUUUCAAUCACGUCAUAUCAAUUAAAUAUCACAGUGACAAAUAGACAUUAAAACAUAUUUAAAAUCAAUCGCAUCGUUUAUGUAUCUAGAUAUAAAAAAAAUUGGCACUAACAAAAAAUAAUAACGCCAAUGUCAUGCACAAAAUAAAUGUAUAAUUUUUGUUAUAAGAAACACUGCAAAUAGAAUUAUAAAGACGAUAUUUAAAUUUUAUCGAAACGGCUUAAUGUACUGACGGAAAAAUAAUUAAUAAUUUCCGAUGCACAGUAUAUACUAUACUAUAUUUUGUACAGUGAUAUUUCAGUAAGUUAUUUAUGACAGCCAAAAAAAAUAUAUAUAUAUGUAUAUAUAUUUAAAAAAAAAAUAUAUAUAUGUAUUAGUCACGUAUAGAUUUUUAGAAACCAUUUUUAGAAAUUACUGUUUUAUAUAAACGAAUCUAUAAAGGACAGCAUUUUUACCGCAAUAAAAUAAGAAAAUACUAUUUGCAAUUUUUAUGAUAUUGAAGAAAGACACUUUAUCUUAACUCUUCAUCAGUUAUGGGUUAAAGUAUUUUAUAAAUAGCAAAAUAAAGAAAAAAAAACAUAAUUCAAAAUACUUGCAGUUUUUACAAAUACUAAUUUAAAUAUAACAUGUUUUUCAAGAUCUUCAAAAACUAAUUUUACAGUCUUUUAUAAUCAGUAAAACACGCAUAUGAUUCAUAUUUAUUUUUAAUGUAUAGUAAAAAAAAUUUCUUCACUCCACAUUGAUGUAGAAUUAAGAAAUUGACGUUGUGGCCUAUAUUUGAUAAGGUCUUCCAUAAAAAGAAAUUUUUAACCAAAAAAAAAAAACAC
Leptopilina boulardi is the source of this 4857-nucleotide messenger RNA. RefSeq lists its product as uncharacterized. The record is from RefSeq and is a predicted model, not a curated record. The transcript is spliced from 15 exons. The coding region runs from base 564 to 3344 and encodes 926 amino acids. Gene Ontology annotation, cellular component: cytoplasm; nucleus. Gene Ontology annotation, molecular function: poly(ADP-ribose) glycohydrolase activity. Gene Ontology annotation, biological process: ATP generation from poly-ADP-D-ribose; carbohydrate metabolic process; regulation of DNA repair. NCBI's taxonomy places the organism in Eukaryota, Metazoa, Arthropoda, Insecta, Hymenoptera, Figitidae.